Molecule: messenger RNA, 1189 nt
Organism: Ziziphus jujuba (common jujube)
Lineage: Eukaryota; Viridiplantae; Streptophyta; Magnoliopsida; Rosales; Rhamnaceae
Product: NDR1/HIN1-like protein 13
Exons: 1
Coding region: 100-918 (272 amino acids)
Cellular component (GO): plasma membrane
Source: RefSeq, a predicted model, not a curated record
CUUUCCUUCCGGGGGUCCCAUGCGUACCACCACCUUUCAUUCCUCAAUCCCCCACAUACACCACCUUCCUUUCUCCUCACCACCGCUCCCCAUCUUCCCAUGGCGGAGCGGGUAUUACCACCUUCCGGCGACGACGACGACAACAACAACAACAACAACAACAACAACAACAUCAAUUCCGGCCAGAUUCAACCACUAUCACAACAAUCUCAACAACAGCAACAAACUACAUUAUGUUCAGGCACAUACGUCGUCCAGGUGCCCAAAGAUCAAGUGUAUCGUGUUCCGACUCCCCAGCAGGCCGAGAUUGCCGAUCGACAUCGCAACAAUGCUCAAAGGAGCAAAAACAAGACAUGCUGUUCAUGCUGCUGUUGUUUUUCAGUUCUGGUUGUGGUUCUCGUCGUUCUUGGCAUUGCAUCAAUUGUUUUCUCCGUUUUUCUCAAGCAUAAAGACCCUGUGUUUUACGUCGAAAGCCUCACCGCCGUCAACGGCUCAAGAUCCGACACCAAGAAUCUCCGGCAGGAUUACAGGAUGAGAUUGAAAGUUGUAAAUUCGAAUAAGAAAAUAGAUAUUUUGUACAAAGAAGGAGGUGAAGCUUCCCUCUGUUUUAGGAAACAAGAAAUCGCCCUGGGAAAAUACCCAACGUUUUUCCAACACCAUAAAAAUACUACGACGUUCGAUCUAGUGCUUCAUGGGUCUGACGUCGUUUUGCCAAAGGAAAUGGAGAAGAGCAUGAAGAAUGGGAGCCAAAAAGUUCAUGUUUUCUUAUCUCUAAAUAUGAAAAUCCCAGUGAGAAUGAAACUUUGGAAGUUGAAAACUGGAAGCAAAAAAUUCGGGGUUGCAUGCGAUGUCAUGGUGGAUACGUUGGCAAAAGGUACUCGGAUUCUGUCUCAGGAAUGCAAUACGAAACGUCUUUAGGCAGACCAAAUAAGGAAAUAUCUAUUUAUACAUACACAGUAUACCCAGUUAUAUAUAUGAAUUUGGCAGCCAUUGUAGCGAUUCGAUGGUAGUUUUUUUAUUUUUUAAUUUUUUUGGUGGAAAGUUAGGAAAUUUAACGAAAACAUUUUUGUUUUUAUCUGCUUUUUCAUUUUCUGAUCCCAGGUUUUGUAGAUUUUUGAUUUUUUUAAUUUUUCGUUUUUGUUUAUGGAGAUUCUCCAAAUUUAAUUUUCCAGAUUAUAUGUAUAUUUGA